Vanessa tameamea is the source of this 6872-nucleotide messenger RNA. Its product is annotated as NBAS subunit of NRZ tethering complex-like. Gene Ontology annotation, molecular function: SNARE binding. The record is from RefSeq and is a predicted model, not a curated record. Gene Ontology annotation, cellular component: Dsl1/NZR complex. Gene Ontology annotation, biological process: retrograde vesicle-mediated transport, Golgi to endoplasmic reticulum. The transcript has 41 exons. Lineage: Eukaryota; Metazoa; Arthropoda; Insecta; Lepidoptera; Nymphalidae. Bases 148 to 6816 code for a protein of 2222 amino acids.
CCAAAAACUACAACAUAACACUGUCAAAAACAUAUUGAACUUUGAUGAAUUUGAUGAAUUAGAUUUAAGCUAUAACGCCACUAGUAAAACAACAUAAUAUAAAUGUAAUAAAUCAUUCUUAAUCAAGUAUUUUAUAACUCGCUUAAUAUGACUGAAAGCAAAUCAAUUUUGCACGAGCUGUAUGUGUUUUCGGAAUGGAAACCAGAACCAGAAUAUUUGCAAAAACCUGAUAAUUUAUUGCCGGAAAAUAUAUCGAGUCUUUGGCGAUGGUUUAAAUUUUUUGGACCAAAGAAAAGUUUGAUUGAUAGUGUAACUGCGCAUAAUGAAAGACAGCAGAAAUGGCAAAUAGCUUUAGGAGAUGAAGGAAAAGUUAUUGCAGUUCUCACAGAUAGUAUAUUAGAGAUAAGAACUAAGAGGUCAGAAUAUGCUACAAUUGCAGCAAGAACUACAGUUUCCCGGGAUGCCUAUGCACAAUGGCGAAAAGUAGUUUGGAGCCCUGACUGUUCAUUUUUAGUAGUAGCUUAUGGUAAUGGAGUAGUCAGUUUCUUUGAUCUUACUGCAUCAAACCUAUUUAAUAUUCCAGCUGAUUGUUCAAGACCAGGUGGUUUGGAAUGUACGGAUAACACACAUGCUGUUUCAGACAUAAUAUUUAUGCCACUUAGAGUCAAGGAUACAAAAUGGAAUUGGGAGGUGUUAGUGGUGACAUACGACGGCAAACUGCGCGGGUAUCUCGUGUCGCAGACAGAGGGCUACAAGCUGCACCACGUGUUCCAGUUCUCGGGUGGCGUGGCGGCGGCGGUGUACUGCGAGCCGCACAACACGCUUUACGUCGCCGGACUGCCGCGUCCCGCGCGCGAUGAGCCCGAGUCCGCGUCGGGCGCCGGCCUGACCGCGUGGCGCGUGCUCAACGACGAGCCCUUCUACAAGCUGUCCGUGGUGUCCGACGAGCUGGAGGCGCGACUCGCCAACGAGCGCUUCCAGCUUUACUGGCCGCUCGUCUUCAACACAAACUCGGACUUCAUAGUGCGCAUGUCGGCGUCGCCCGAGCGCGGCAGGCUGGUGUGCGUGCACUGCUCGGGCGCCAUCUCGGUGUGGAGCGCACCGGCGCUGCGUGCGCAGCGGCGCUUCGUGCUUGCGGAGCAGCCGCAGCACGCGCUGGCCAGCCCGCUGCCCGCGCCCGCGCCCGCCUCCGCGCCCGCGCCCGCGCCCGCGCCGCCGCCCACGCGGCCCGCGCACGUGGCGUGGUGGAGCGACGAGGAAAUAAUAGUGUCACGGUUCAAUGGCUCUGUGACUGUGUGCGAGCUGCAGGAGUUAAAUAACAUUCUCGGCAAAAAACCUGAAUUCUUCCAAGGAACACCACAGAUCACAUGUGCUCACGAUGGUGUUUUUAUGGUGUUGGAGUGCGAAUCGAACGUCAUGCCUGCUAAAAAGUCUCGCAGUGAUGAGUCCAUGGAAGUCGUGCCCGCGGAUGAGGAAGUCGACGACUCAAUGUUGGAAGUGGCGAAGGAGCUACUCAAAUCGGUGCUGUACGCUAUCACUGACAUCGAGACAUUCCAGCCCAAGCCUAAGAAGAUAACCGUAGUUUCGAGAAUUUACCGGCUCCUGGGAGUCAAGAGUACCACACCCAUGGAGCUGUUCUCUAGAAAAAUCGAAAGCGGCAACUACACGGAGGCACUAUCUCUGGCGGAGACCUUCGACUUGGACAGUGACCUGGUGUACCAGCAACACUGGAGGAAGAAUCCUGUCUCCACCGACGCGAUACACAACUAUUUGAGCAAGGUUCGCAAGAAGAUCUGGGCGGUACACCAGUGCGUGGACAGGCUGCCGGAGUCGCUACCGGCCGCCAACGAAUUGCUGCACUUCGGCCUGCAGCUCACCAACCAGAAAAUACUGGAAGAGAUAAACAAGGACCUGCCGGAGGAGCGCUGGGUGGGCCCGGCCGGCGUGACGCUGGAGGCGCUGAACGCCUACACCAGCGAGCUGCUGCGCUGCCGACACGUCAUGCUGUUCUACAAGGAGCGCCUCGCGCUGUACGAGGCUAUUCUUCGUUGCGAGAAAUCAACAUACGUAAAGGACGAAUACGAUCGACUCAGAAGCAAUAGUAUAGUGCACAGUGCUAUGGAAAUUGCCAAAGAAGGACGCAUAGAAGCGCUCACUUGUCUAUGGCCGUAUAUAAAGAGUCUAGACAUGCAAUUGACCGUACUGGACAAGAUACCGGAGACCCUCUGUCCGCUGACUUACCAACAUCUCCUUCCCACCAACGAACCCCUCGAAUGGUUCGAGAAAAAAUCUCCCAUAAAGAUUAAGCCGUUCGAACACGAAAACGACUGGUGCAGGAACGAGAUAUUCAGACCGAUCUGGAGCUCCAACUGGUCGUCGGACAAGACGCCGGAGGGCGCGGCGGCGGGCGCGGCGGCGGGCGCGGAGGCGGGCGCGGGGGCGGGCGCGGAGGCGGGCGCGGCGGCGGGCGCGCUGACGCAGUGGUACGAGCGGCGCGCGCGCGCCAUCGAGCGGCGCAGUGGGCUGGCGUCGCACGCGCUGCGCCUGCUGGCGGCGGCGCAGGCGGGCGCCGUGCCGGGCCUGGAGCGCGCGCUGUUCCUGCUGCGCACGCUGGACACGCUGCUGUACGACCUCAACGUCGAGGGCGUCUCGCUGGACGACCUCGAGAACAUGCCCAAUCUCGAGAUCUGCAAGCUGCUCAUGAAGAUGUCGACACGUGAGACUUUUAUCGCGGACUUGAAGCAGUUCCUGGUACCCUUCCUGAAGCGAUACCAGGAUCUGACUAGAUUUCCGGGCGCUUGUCUGUCGGGUCUCAUCGAAUUUCUCGAGGAUAUCAGUAAAGAGGAUCUCUCCUAUAUAUUACUAGUGCUACAAUCUCAUAAAGAAUUCGAGCUGGACGUCAAGGUGCAUCUGGAGCUCGUGGAGCGCUGCCUGUUCGCGCACACCGGCACCGAGCAGCUGGACAUGGCGUGCGACCUGCUGGCCACCAUCCUCAAGGAGACGGACGGCAGCAUCGCGCCCACGGCGCUGGUGCGGCGCUGCGCGGAGCUGGAGCGGCUGGUGGCGGGCAGCGGGCGGCUGGCGUGGCGCGGCGUGCGCGUGCCGCCGUGCGCGCUGCGCGGCCUCAACCGCGACGAGCAGCACGCGCGCCAGCUGCUCACGCGCGUGGCGCGCGGCCUGGCCGCCGGCGAGGAAAAACCGACGCAACAGGACUGGGAAAAUCUUCUCAAGGACAUGCUGGAGCUUCAAAAUACCCUUUUCGAUUGCGUCACGACGGAACAGUGCUACGAGAUCUACGCGUCUUCUCUCCUGACGUCGGGCGACGCUACUAGCAUCCGACUGUCGGCCGCCGUGCUCACCGUGUCGCCGACGGCGCUCCCCGCGCAGGCCCAGGCCGUUCAGCCCCCACAGGCGGGUCAGCCCGCACAGGCCGGUCAGCCCGCACAGCCCGCUCAAUACAGGAUAGAUUACAAGCGUAGCGUCGAAUUGGUUUUGAACGCAGCCAAGGAGUACUUCAACUCCGCUUCGUCUCUCACUGAUCCGGCCUUGGAGAUAGCCAGAUGCUGCCUGCUUUUGAUCGAAGAUGGAAAUAAGGAAAUAGAACAGGAAUUAGAUCUUAUAUCCGCUCUUCCCAUUUUGAGCGCCUUCAAUUUGACCAUACUGCCCAUUCAAGUUCGCCUGUGCGAAGAUAGGAUGAAACUAAUAGAAGACUGCCUAGCAUCCGAUCGGAACGCGUAUCUAGCGAGCCACAAGCUGCUCAAACUGGCGAAGCUGCUCAGGAUCGCCGGAGACGACGAGCAGAACAGGGAGGGCACGGUGCUGAUGGCGGUGUGCGCGCGGGCGCUGGGCGCGGGCGCGGCGGGCGGCGGCGCGGCGGGCGCGGCGGCGCGGCGGCUGGCGGCGCUGCGCCACGCGCCCGCCGCGCCGCUGCUGGCGCGCACGGCGCAGCACGCGCACGCGCACGCCGACACGCCCGAGCGCAGCCGCCUGCUGGCCGCGGCGCUGGCGCACGCGCCGCGUUCCGAGCUGCACGACAUGAUCCACGCGAGACUGAAUCUGCAGUUGGAGAGCUUGCAACAGAUGGGCGCGGCAUUGAGAGAUAACCAUCGUCUAGAUGCGCGCUGGUCGUCCACUGAAGAUGAGUUCGCGGAUGCUAUCACUACGCCAGUCAUAGAAAAGAAAGAUUUAGUAUCGUCGACACUGACGGAGAAACAAGUCCCGCUAAUCAACUUCCUGUUAGACACGGUCCAGAAUAAGUUCAGUUCAAGCAGUGGCAAACCCGUUUCGUCGGAUGCGACAGAGCGCACCGUCCACUGCCAGGAGUUCUAUCGCUCGCUGUACCCGGAACACGACGUGUCCAGCAACUACUACUGCUACGAUCGAUUCGCCGUUCCGGACGACCUCGACGGGGAAGCCAGCAUCGGCCAGUCGGUGCUCAAGUGGUUCUACAUACAGAACAGCCUAGAGGAGGGGGCGAUGGGCGAGCUCGAGACCGAUGUGACGCAGAAGUGCGCGGAGGAGCUGCUGUACAGGGACACGGCGCUGAGCGUGGCGGCGGCGCUGCGCGUGCCCGGCGGGCUGCGCGCGCCGCCCGCCCGCGCCGCCGCCUGCGCCGCGCUCUACGCCGCGCUCGUGGCCGCCAACGCGCCCGCGCUGCGCGACCACGCCUACCUCGCCGCGCCCCCGCAGCUGGCUCAUAUAACUUUGAAAAAAAAAAAUGCAUCAAAAGAACAAAUGGAGAUCAUUCGGCAAUGCAUCGAUAAGCUGAGCGGCAUGGGAGAGGUGGAGAGGAUCCGGGCACUGGGGCUCUCCGUCAAUGGACUGCUGUUCAAUACGGACAAGGACUACCGGCGAGAGGUCAUCUAUCACCUUGCCAAGUCGGUGGGCGCCGAGCAGGUGCGGCUGUCGUGCGCGCUGGCCGACAAGUACCAGCUGGACGCGCUGGACGUGUGGCUGCACGCCGCCUGCGCCGCGCCCGCGCGCGCCGCCGCCUGCCCCGCGCCGCGCGCGCCGCUCGCGCCGCAGCGGAUUCGAGAAAAGUUAUGGCCAGUGAUCGAAGGCAACGACUACGUCGCCCUGCUCAAUUUUUUCACGGUACUGAAGAACAUGGAAGACAAGACGCUAAUGUACGGCCUCACCGCCGUCGAACAUAUCAAACUCUUGAAGAAGGCAAAGGCUGCUUCGCCGGACUUAGACUACAAGUUGCUGCUCGAUCAGCCCUCAGCGGAUCAGUUCACGGAGCAUAUUCUGAGCAUUACAAAGCCAGAAAACGUCGGUCUGCUGAUGAAGUUCCUGCGCACCCUGCCGCCGGCCUGUAAACUCCCGCUGCCCGUAAACUCGCUCUUCACGAUGUGGCUCACCAAGUACUUCUUCAGCGUUGGAGCUUCGGGCGCCAGCAAGAAGUGGAUGCAGCAGUGGCGGCAGUGCGCCAGCUACUUCACCAAGCUGCCCAAGGACGAGCUGCUGCAGUUCGUGGCGGCCACGUGCUUCUCGAGCGACGCGCUGCUGCGAGUGCCGGCGGGGACGCGUAACCUCAUGAUAAUGCAAGCGGUCGACUACUGCCAGCAGGAACAAGAGAAUGAUUUCAAGUUCAACAAGAACGAGCAUUCGUGGGCGCAGGUGGGCCAGGAGCUCAGCCGCUGGGCGCGGUUCCUGGAGAACUACCACUCCGACAGCGUGCAGGCCAUCGUCGCCGCCAGCGAACUGCCGCGGGACCAAGUCUGGCCCGACCUAGAAAAGAGCCACGGCGACACGGAGGAGGUGGUCGACGCACUGGCGCGGCUCGUGCUGCACGGCGGGCUGCGCCCGGCACACCUGAGCUCGCUGCUGCAGCUGCUGCGCGUGCCGGCCGAGACGGCGGACGUGUUCCAGCGGCUGCUGCGCUCCUGCGAACACAGCCUAGACGACACGGCGGCGCUGGCGGCGCGCGUGGGGCAGUACCACCGCGCGGGCGCGGCGCUGGGCGAGCGCGUGCUGCAGGCGGCGGCGCAGCAGGCGGCGCGCGUGGGGCUGCCGCCGCAGCAGCAGCUGGGCCUGCUGUCGCUGGGCCGGCGCGCGCAGCCCGCCGCCGACCUGCGCCAGGUGGCGCUGUCCACGCUGCAGCUGUUCCGCGCCGAGUGGCCCGACCGCGCCUGCGCGCGCCUCGACGAGGAGAGCUUGUUGACGCCGGAAGGGCGACAGGAAGCCUACAACGAAUUAGUAAAUUCGUGCGACAGCUGGCAGCGCAAGAAGGCGCUCGUCGACGUGCUCGCGUGCUGGCCGCCCACACACAGCGACGGCCGCAGCCUGCACUGUGACUACUUGUAUAGACUACUGUCGCAGAGCGCUGAUGUGAAGGAGAGCUUGGUGCUUAUUAAACUGUUGCUGACACGACCCGUGCUUGAAGAUGAGGAAAUCAAGUGGCUGACUGAAAACGCAGGAAGUAAUUCACUCAUUAAUACCAUUUGGGUGAUAUUGCUUAGCAAAAGUGAAAUAUCUGAAGACCUUUUACGCAAUUUAGUCUUAGAGCACAAGGAUUCAAUCCAAAAAGAAGAAAUUGAAGAAGAUUUAAUUAAAGAGAUAUUAGACCAAGGAAUGUUUAUUAAAUUGGUAUCUACUCCAUUGUACUCAUCUAUUAUUAACUAUAUUAUGAACGCUGAUUCCUCUGGUGUGGAUACUUCAAACACUUACACUAUCCAGUGGGCGACCGCGGAACUUAUGAAGGCAAAUUAUUUAGCUGAGGCAGGAAAUCUGCAACUCUUAUCUGCUGGUGUGCCCUCUGUGCUGCGCGGGUUCUCCCAGGCGGUGCUCUAUUACAACAACACGCCUCAACAAUAAAAAAUAUAUAAAGGUGUCAAGUGUAUUAUACCGAUAAAAUAUGGAAAUUAAUUUAU